Messenger RNA from Recurvomyces mirabilis, 1512 nucleotides. RefSeq lists its product as uncharacterized. The coding region runs from base 1 to 1512 and encodes 503 amino acids. The record is from RefSeq and is a predicted model, not a curated record. The transcript has 2 exons. Lineage: Eukaryota; Fungi; Ascomycota; Dothideomycetes; Mycosphaerellales; Teratosphaeriaceae. Gene Ontology annotation, molecular function: protein binding.
AUGGACAAGCUCAAUGCAAAUAUGGACGGCACAAGAUUCGACUCUGGCAGGAAUACAUCCGGCGAAGACAAUGAUGAGAGCAGCAUCGAGGAGAGCGUCGGGAUCAUAGAAGGGUCCGCUUUGGGCUAUGGCCUCUUCGCACUUCAUGACAUCCGCAAGGGUACCUGUCUUCUCGAAGAAGAUGCUCUCGUCAUCGUCAGGAGUCUUUCCGGCGAGUCACGCCUGGAACGUUGCACAAGGAUCUUCACCAUGAUCAACGACCUGUCUUCAAAAAAGCUUGAUCUCUACAGCAGUCUACACUACGAAAUCCAGACACUCGACGCCGAAUCGCGAGAUUAUGUCAGACGAUACCUCAUCCGUAAGCAGUAUACUCCAGUCACCCUCCCAGCUGCCCUGCUCGACCACCUCAAGCUCCUCGCCAUCUUCAAGACGAAUAGUGUCGGCUCGAAAACAGGCACAGGAGUCUUCGCAACGUACAGCCGCAUCAACCAUUCGUGCACACCCAACAUUGACAACUCUCACAUCGACGACCAUGAACUCCUCUACGCCAUUCGAGACAUCAAAGCUGGCGAGGAGAUCACAACGUCGUACAUCGACGGUCUCACCUUCCCAAAAGCAUGGCGUGCUAAGACACUAGCUCGAUGGCACUUCGUUUGCAAAUGUGCGGCUUGUGCUGGCCCGCAGGCUGUCGAGCAUGCUAGACGUCGGAGUAUGAUCGCACAGGGCUUCGUCGAGCUGGAUCAAGGUAUGCGGGAGCCGACCAACAUCGCCACCUCCCAUUCGAAGCAAUCUCAUGAUAAGCUCAACCAGGCGGAGAGCGUGGCGCAACUUUGCAUCGAGGAAGGCUUGGUCGGUACAGAUCUCAGCCGUGCCUACAGACUAUGCUCCGAAUGCGCACUCGUGGUCGGCCAGCCACUGAAGGCCAUCGAGUAUGCUCGGCAAGCCUACGAGGUGGAGGUGAUCUGUGUCGGCCCUCGAAUCAAGACAAAGGACACCGUCCAGACAUGGCUUCAUCAGCUUGAGGCUCUCGUGGUGGAGAAGCCGCGUAGAGCUAGACAUGAGAUCGAGAAGCGGAGGAAGGCGGCGGAAAAGAUCGAGCACGAGGCACUGAAGAGAUCUAAGAAGAUCGUGGAUGAGGAGGCAGUGGCGAGGCAGAACCGGGAAGCUGAGGAGCUGGAGAAGGGAGCAGAGCAACGUCGUGCGCGGCAGGGGGAGAUGGCGGCUAGGGUGGCGGAGUCCAACAGGGUUGCUGGUGAAGAGGCUAGGAUGGAGGAGAAGAGGGUCAAGGAGGUUGAGAGGACCGCGGCGAAGAAAGCGAGGAGGUUUAUUAGGUUGAAGGGUGCUGAGGCUGGUAUGGAUGUCGAGAAGGUGGAGGCGUUGGCUGCACAACUCAAAGGCGACGAGCUCAUCGAAUUAGCUUCUGGCUUGGCGGAGGUUGAGGAUGUGGCGAAGGUGAAGAUUCUAUUUGAGCAGAGAUUGCAGUCAAUGCUCGGAUGCGAGGCGAACGCUUAG